GACCUCACUCCAGCGGAGCGCCCACGGGGAGCGGGUCGCGGGGCCGCAGCGGCGAGGAGGCCACGGGACUAGAAGGAGAAGGACAGGGAGCGCGCGAGCAGCCAGCGAGGGGGUCCCGGCCGUCCCGGGCCAUAGCGGAUCCCCGCGCCGUGGGCUAGCGCGCCUGCCGCCCCUUCCAGGACAGCCACCGCCGCGGGGAAGAUCGGGCGGGCGCCGAGCUUCCUAUGACUCCCUGAAGUUGUCGCGCUCCCCUCUGCGUCUUCCACCUGAGCCGUGUCUUUGGUCCCCGUGCAUCGCGUGCGCCCCCCGCUCCCUGGCUCGCGCACCCCGCCGGCAUGGACGUACACACCCGCUGGAAAGCUGCGCGCCCAGGCGCCCCGCUGCUGUCCCCGCCGCUGCUCCUACUCCUGCUGCUGCUGUGGGCGCCGCCUCCGAGCCGCGCAGCUCAGCCAACAGACCUUCUGGAGAUGCUAGACUUUUACAAUUUGCCCUCGGGGGUAACGAAAACCACAGGUUUCUGUACCACUCGACGAUCUUCCAGCGAGCCGGAUGUUGCCUACCGAGUCUCUAAAGAUGCACAACUCAGCAUGCCCACCAAGCAGCUGUACCCUGAGUCUGACUUUCCUGAGGACUUCUCCAUCCUGACCACCGUGAAAGCCAAGAAAGGCAGCCAGGCCUUCCUAGUCUCCGUUUACAAUGAGCAGGGCAUCCAGCAGGUGGGGCUGGAGCUGGGCCGGUCCCCUGUCUUCCUCUAUGAGGACCACACAGGGAAGCCGGGGCCUGAAGAGUAUCCACUCUUCCCAGGCAUCAAUUUGUCAGAUGGCAAGUGGCACCGAAUUGCUAUCAGUGUCUACAAGAAAAAUGUCACUUUGAUCCUUGACUGUAAGAAGAAGAUCAUGAAGUUCCUCAACCGCAGUGACCACCCCAUAAUAGAUGUCAACGGCAUCAUCAUGUUUGGCUCCCGGAUUCUGGAUGAUGAAAUAUUUGAGGGUGACAUCCAACAGUUGCUCUUCGUCUCCGACCACCGGGCUGCCUAUGAUUACUGUGAGCACUACAGCCCCGACUGUGACACCGCCGUCCCUGACACGCCUCAGUCACAGGACCCUAACCCAGAUGAAUAUUACCCAGAAGGAGAAGGUGAGACCUAUUAUUAUGAGUACCCAUAUUAUGAAGACCCAGAAGACCCAGGGAAGGAGCCUGCCUCCACACAGAAGCCAGUGGAAGCUGCCAGAGAAACCACAGAGGUUCCUGAGGAGCAGACCCAGCCCCCACCAGAGGCUCCCACUGUACCUGAGACCAGCGACACGGCCGGCAAGGAGGAUGACCCCGGAAUCGGGGACUACGACUAUGUGCCCACUGAUGACUACUACACGCCCUCCCCAUAUGAAGACUUCGGCUAUGGCGAGGGCGUGGAGAACCCCGAACAGCCCACCAACCCUGACUCGGGGGCCGAGAUCCCCACCAGCACCACCGUUACCUCUAACACUUCUAAUCCAGCUCCAUCUCCUGGGGAAGGGGAAGAUGACUUGGGUGGUGAGUUCACUGAGGAAACCAUCAAGAAUCUGGAGGACAACUACUACGACCCGUACUUUGACCCUGACUCCGACUCCAAUGUCUCCCCAUCAGAGAUAGGGCCAGGCAUGCCAGCUAACCAGGACACCAUCUAUGAGGGGAUUGGAGGACCUCGAGGUGAGAAAGGGCAAAAGGGAGAACCAGCCAUCAUUGAGCCGGGAAUGCUGAUAGAGGGACCUCCUGGCCCGGAAGGCCCUGCUGGUCUUCCAGGACCUCCAGGAACUACAGGUCCUACUGGCCAAAUGGGUGACCCCGGAGAAAGGGGUCCUCCAGGGCGCCCAGGUCUUCCUGGGGCUGAUGGCUUGCCUGGUCCCCCAGGAACCAUGCUCAUGCUGCCGUUCCGGUUUGGAGGCGGUGGCGAUGCUGGUUCUAAGGGCCCUAUGGUCUCUGCCCAGGAGUCCCAAGCCCAGGCUAUCCUCCAGCAGGCCAGGUUGGCGCUGAGGGGACCAGCUGGUCCAAUGGGUCUUACUGGGAGACCUGGCCCCAUGGGUCCUCCUGGGAGCGGAGGUUUGAAAGGUGAGCCAGGAGACAUGGGACCUCAGGGUCCACGAGGUGUGCAAGGCCCACCCGGCCCAACAGGGAAGCCUGGAAGACGGGGCCGUGCUGGGAGUGAUGGAGCCAGAGGCAUGCCUGGACAAACAGGCCCCAAGGGUGACCGUGGCUUUGAUGGUCUGGCUGGGCUGCCGGGAGAGAAGGGCCACAGGGGUGACCCUGGUCCUUCUGGCCCACCGGGACCUCCAGGAGAAGAUGGAGAAAGGGGUGACGAUGGAGAAGUUGGGCCCAGGGGGCUGCCUGGGGAGCCUGGACCACGUGGUCUGCUUGGGCCAAAAGGACCUCCUGGCCCUCCUGGCCCUCCUGGUGUAACCGGUAUGGAUGGCCAGCCUGGCCCAAAAGGAAAUGUGGGUCCCCAGGGAGAGCCUGGACCCCCAGGACAGCAGGGUAAUCCUGGUGCCCAGGGUCUUCCAGGUCCCCAGGGCGCCAUCGGUCCUCCAGGAGAAAAGGGUCCUUUGGGGAAACCAGGUCUCCCAGGAAUGCCCGGUGCUGAUGGACCCCCGGGGCACCCUGGCAAAGAAGGUCCUCCAGGAGAGAAAGGAGGCCAGGGUCCUCCUGGCCCCCAGGGUCCCAUUGGCUACCCGGGUCCUCGAGGAGUUAAGGGGGCAGAUGGCAUCCGAGGUCUGAAGGGCACCAAGGGGGAGAAGGGUGAAGACGGUUUCCCUGGCUUUAAAGGCGACAUGGGGAUAAAGGGUGACCGGGGGGAGAUUGGCCCACCUGGUCCCCGAGGAGAAGAUGGUCCUGAAGGCCCAAAGGGUCGUGGUGGUCCCAAUGGUGAUCCUGGUCCUCUGGGACCCACUGGGGAGAAGGGAAAGCUUGGAGUGCCAGGAUUACCGGGGUACCCAGGAAGACAAGGGCCAAAGGGCUCUAUUGGAUUCCCUGGCUUCCCGGGUGCCAACGGAGAGAAGGGCGGCAGGGGAACACCUGGAAAGCCAGGACCACGGGGACAGCGAGGCCCAACGGGCCCGAGGGGUGAAAGAGGCCCACGGGGCAUCACAGGGAAGCCUGGCCCUAAGGGCAACUCCGGAGGCGAUGGCCCAGCCGGCCCUCCUGGCGAGCGGGGACCCAAUGGACCCCAAGGUCCCACCGGCUUCCCUGGGCCCAAGGGUCCCCCGGGCCCACCAGGCAAGGACGGGCUCCCUGGACAUCCUGGGCAGAGAGGCGAGACCGGUUUCCAAGGCAAGACUGGCCCCCCAGGCCCCCCAGGAGUGGUUGGCCCUCAGGGUCCCACAGGAGAGACGGGCCCAAUGGGUGAGCGUGGCCACCCUGGUCCUCCAGGCCCCCCGGGUGAACAGGGCCUCCCUGGUGUCACUGGAAAGGAAGGGACAAAGGGUGACCCAGGCCCUGCUGGCCUCCCUGGGAAGGAUGGUCCUCCAGGAUUACGUGGAUUCCCUGGGGACAGAGGGCUCCCUGGCCCUGUGGGAGCACUUGGACUAAAAGGCAGCGAAGGCCCCCCUGGCCCCCCAGGUCCUGCGGGCUCUCCAGGGGAGAGAGGCCCAGCUGGUGCUGCUGGACCCAUCGGGAUUCCAGGGAGACCUGGUCCUCAGGGACCUCCAGGGCCUGCUGGAGAGAAAGGGGUUCCUGGCGAGAAAGGUCCUCAAGGCCCAGCUGGCCGAGAUGGCCUCCAAGGUCCUGUGGGGCUUCCUGGUCCAGCUGGCCCCGUGGGCCCUCCUGGAGAAGAUGGAGAUAAGGGAGAGAUCGGGGAGCCAGGGCAGAAAGGAAGCAAGGGGGACAAGGGAGAGCAGGGUCCUCCUGGGCCGACGGGUCCUCAAGGCCCCAUCGGACAGCCAGGCCCUGCGGGAGCAGAUGGGGAGCCUGGCCCUCGUGGACAGCAGGGCCUGUUCGGACAGAAAGGAGAUGAAGGUUCAAGAGGUUUCCCCGGACCUCCAGGGCCAGUGGGAUUACAGGGUUUGCCAGGACCUCCAGGCGAGAAGGGUGAGACAGGAGACGUGGGCCAGAUGGGCCCUCCUGGUCCACCAGGGCCCCGAGGACCCUCUGGAGCUCCAGGUGCUGAUGGGCCACAGGGUCCUCCUGGAGGAAUUGGCAACCCUGGCGCGGUGGGAGAAAAGGGAGAGCCUGGUGAAGCUGGAGAGCCUGGCCUUCCAGGAGAAGGAGGUCCCCCGGGACCUAAAGGAGAAAGAGGGGAGAAGGGAGAGGCUGGCCCUUCUGGUGCUGCUGGACCUCCUGGACCCAAAGGCCCUCCUGGAGAUGAUGGUCCCAAAGGCAGCCCCGGCCCUGUGGGCUUUCCCGGAGAUCCUGGUCCCCCUGGAGAGCCAGGCCCCGCGGGUCAAGAUGGACCACCUGGUGACAAAGGGGAUGAUGGUGAACCUGGACAGACGGGAUCCCCGGGCCCUACUGGAGAACCUGGUCCAUCUGGGCCUCCAGGAAAGAGGGGUCCCCCAGGCCCUACAGGCCCUGAAGGCAGGCAAGGGGAGAAAGGAGCCAAGGGAGAAUCUGGCUUAGAAGGCCCUCCUGGGAAGACUGGCCCCAUCGGCCCCCAAGGGGCCCCUGGGAAGCCUGGUCCCGAUGGUCUUCGUGGGAUUCCCGGUCCUGUGGGUGAGCAAGGCCUCCCAGGAUCCCCUGGCCCUGAUGGUCCACCUGGCCCCAUGGGUCCUCCAGGACUCCCUGGCCUCAAAGGAGACUCUGGUCCCAAAGGGGAAAAGGGCCAUCCAGGCCUGAUCGGACUAAUUGGACCUCCGGGUGAGCAAGGUGAAAAGGGUGACCGAGGACUCCCAGGCCCCCAAGGCUCAUCUGGUCCUAAAGGAGAACAGGGCAUCACUGGUCCUUCUGGCCCGCUUGGGCCUCCUGGUCCCCCUGGCUUGCCGGGCCCUCCAGGUCCCAAAGGUGCUAAAGGCUCUUCGGGUCCCACCGGCCCGAAGGGCGAGGCAGGCCACCCAGGACUCCCUGGCCCACCCGGCCCUCCAGGCGAGGUCAUCCAGCCCCUGCCAAUCCAGGCAUCCAGGACUCGGCGGAACAUCGAUGCCAGCCAGCUCCUGGACGAUGGGGCUGGGGACAGCUAUGUGGACUAUGCAGAUGGCAUGGAGGAGAUCUUUGGUUCCCUCAACUCCCUAAAGCUGGAGAUUGAGCAGAUGAAGCGGCCGCUGGGCACACAGCAGAAUCCUGCCCGUACCUGCAAGGACCUACAGCUCUGCCAUCCUGACUUCCCAGACGGCGAAUACUGGGUGGAUCCCAACCAAGGGUGCUCCAGGGACUCCUUCAAAGUCUACUGCAAUUUCACAGCCGGAGGGUCCACAUGCGUCUUUCCUGACAAGAAGUCUGAGGGGAGUAAAAUGGCCCGCUGGCCCAAAGAGCAGCCCUCCACCUGGUAUAGUCAGUACAAGCGGGGCUCCCUGCUCUCCUAUGUGGAUGCCGAAGGCAACCCUGUGGGCGUGGUACAAAUGACCUUCCUGCGGCUGCUGAGUGCCUCCGCCCACCAGAACAUCACCUACAACUGCUACCAGUCGGUGGCCUGGCAGGAUGCCGCCACAGGCAGCUACGACAAGGCUAUCCGUUUCCUGGGCUCCAACGAUGAGGAAAUGUCUUAUGACAACAACCCCUACAUCCGUGCCCUGGUGGAUGGCUGUGCUACCAAGAAAGGCUACCAGAAGACGGUGCUGGAGAUCGACACACCCAAAGUGGAGCAGGUCCCCAUUGUGGACAUCAUGUUCAACGACUUUGGUGAAGCCUCACAGAAAUUUGGAUUUGAAGUGGGGCCAGCUUGCUUCCUGGGCUAGGAGCUGCUGAGCCCACUGGUCUCCAGAGCAACCUCGUGACCUCAGCAACCCACCUGUGGGCAUCCUGUGCACGGCCCAUCCUGGACAGUGAACGUUUCUCACCCCUCCUGCCUGAUGCAUCUGCGCCUCAGACCCUCCGUGGCGCUGGACCCCACGCCCAGAGAGAACAAAGGGAAAGAGCCGUGUCCCCACGGAGCCGAAUCACAUGACCUAGCCACACCACAGCCUCUUGCCAUGCUGUAGGCCCUGGUCCCCAGCUUUCCGGAUAGAAUCAUCAAAGGUGUUAAAGGACCCUUGGCCGGGAGUGGGGGUGGAGCAGUAUUUGGAAAUCACUUUUUAAAAAUUCAACUUGAAGAUAUGUAUUCCCCUGACCUUCAGAAGAUGUUCUGAGGUGGUCUUGUAAAGGUCGCCAAAGCCUCCUUUUUUUUUUUUUUUAAACAACCCUCAACUCAUCCACUCAGAGGCCAAAUGUCAUUCCACACGUGCCUUUCCGAUGGAUUAAAGGUGCUUAUGUUUUUGUGAGAGUUUUAAGUAAAUAUUUGUAUUGUAUUGUUAUAAAUGUUAAGUGUGCUGGCUUUCAGUCUUGCCUGGACACCCAGCCUCAGGCCCAUGAGGAGAGUGGGCAACUGGGAUGAGGCACCAGCUCAGGCUUGCAAUCAGGCUCUCCGCAGAGGGCAUCUCCUCACCCCAUCCCCCAAGAACGUGCAAUAAAUUGGAAAUUUGCCCAGUCAGCAAGAAGCUGUGUUGCCACUGCAGGUGCUUGGGCCCCUUUCCAGACUCUUAAUUAUUUUUUUCUUUUUGAUUAGCUCUGGAUAAUUUUUUAUGGGGAGGGGGGAAAAAGGCAUUUGCUAUCCUGCCUUUUCCACGUGCACUCAGAUUAAAACACAGGCUUAAAUUAAUUCUGAUUGCUUCCUUUUUUCGUGUUCCUUCCUGCAGAGGCUGAUGGGAUAGUGUCCAGGGCUGGAGAACCACGUGUUCUGUAGAUGAUAGAUAACUAUGAACAUUGGUGCUGAUUUUUUUACACUUGUCUCUUGUGGUGCUAUGUGUCCUGAGAUCCCUAGAGGCAGCGCUACGGUGCCUGCUGUGUCUUGUCCCCAACCUUCCUUUAUCCUGGCUAUUUCUCCACAUUCUGAGAAUUUGCCAAGGACCUGAAGAUGGCAUUGGUGCCAGAGACCUUUCCUCCAUGCUGGCACUCUGUGCUUAUGAUGGUGGAGAGUCCUUCCUGAAGCCUGUCCCCCGACUCUGGGCUCUGCUUACAUCAUUUGAAAACACAUGAGCAAAACAAAGAUUUUCUGCAUAGUACAUGGUGUAUCCAUGUUCUUGUUCGGUUGCUGAAUGUUUGUGGUGCUAAUUUCUGUGUGUGUGCCAAGACGGGAUGGAAGCCACUGGGUGCCCACACUGACAGGCAAACCGCUUUGUGAGCGGCCGGUGGACUGAGAAAUGUGCAAUGGACUCUGUGGCUCCAGGCUCCUCUGUUUGGGUUUCCACCAGAGGGCUGUCUUGGGUACAGGUGUCAGUGGUAGGGUCGCCUCUCCCUUCUCCUCCAAGGUGUGUGUGGUGGCUGGGUGGGGGCUUCCUUCUGGGUUCAGAGGUCUCCAAGACCAAGGUGAAAAGGAUGCCCCCCUGUGAGAGUUGCCCUCUUGUCAUACUUCUCCUUCCACCACGAGAAAGCUAUGGUGCCCCAGGGAGCCAGCCUCCACGCUCUGGUGCGUGUGUCUCCACUCCACCCCUGAAGUGUAGGAGACCACAGUGAAGCACCCCGGAGUGGCCAGGAUUGAUGAAUGCCACCAAUGAGCAUCCCCAAAGUUCCCUGAAGAACAACUAUUACUCUUGCCAAAGAAAUGCCUGGCUUGGAGUGUUCUCCUGAAAGCCAGGAAGCCGUCGUGAGCCAGGGACUGCUGUGCGCGCCUCUACGUGAGAAAAGCCAUACUGGAAGAUGGCCAUAUGCCCUGUGGAUUCUGUGUAGGUCAUGUGAUUCGGUUUCUGCCUCUCACCCCAUCUGAGUUAUCCUUUCACUCUGUCCUGUUCUACUGCCGGUCCCUUCCAAGCUGUAAUUUGUACUGAAGUCCAAAACGUGUCCUGUUCUCCUCAGUCCACUUUAGCUUCAAUAUUUUACAAUAAAAUUACUUCUUAUAUUUGCAGAAAAGCUUCUGGCAUCAUUUCAUGUUUCCGUUUCCUCUGGUGUGUGCACUCCCUCUCCAUAUAUAUAAUUGGGCAAAUGCUGAUGAAAAUACACACGCAAAAAAGUAAACUGAGGGACUGUGAUAAAAACUCUAGGACCUUGGCUCCUUUAAAAUUCCAGGCCAAAGGAUACUUUGUAUGUUUCCCAGGAGUCUAACCUGAAGCCUCAAAUUUUAACUUUUCCCCAGGAAGAGUGUUCUAAAGUAUUUUAAAACUGUGUAACAAAGGAAUCGUUGUAACAGUGUCUCAAUAAAGGAGUUUACUGUUUA
Molecule: messenger RNA, 8308 nt
Organism: Psammomys obesus (fat sand rat)
Lineage: Eukaryota; Metazoa; Chordata; Mammalia; Rodentia; Muridae
Gene: Col5a1
Product: collagen type V alpha 1 chain
Exons: 66
Coding region: 336-5858 (1840 amino acids)
Molecular function (GO): extracellular matrix structural constituent
Source: RefSeq, a predicted model, not a curated record